Betta splendens (Siamese fighting fish) is the source of this 1661-nucleotide messenger RNA. Its product is annotated as guanine nucleotide-binding protein subunit alpha-14-like. Gene Ontology annotation, cellular component: heterotrimeric G-protein complex. Gene Ontology annotation, biological process: action potential; adenylate cyclase-modulating G protein-coupled receptor signaling pathway; phospholipase C-activating dopamine receptor signaling pathway. Gene Ontology annotation, molecular function: GTPase activator activity; G protein-coupled receptor binding; GTPase activity. The record is from RefSeq and is a predicted model, not a curated record. Lineage: Eukaryota; Metazoa; Chordata; Actinopteri; Anabantiformes; Osphronemidae. The transcript is spliced from 7 exons. The coding region runs from base 158 to 1222 and encodes 354 amino acids.
GAAGAAUGAGCGCAGAAAAGUCGCCGGCCCACCUGUUCCGGGACACAAGUUCCUGCGGCAGCCUCGAGAAAUCACGGCAUCCGUUCAUUUCGCUCACCCCCGUCAGCUGUGGCGCAGCGCGAGGAGCCGCUCGUGAACUUUGACGCAAAAAGAGAAAAUGGGGGAGUGUUGCCUGUCUGCGGAUGAAGCCGAAAGGCUCCGGAUACACAGAGAAAUAGAAAGACAACUGCAACGUGAUAAACGAGACUCUCACCGGGAGCUGAAGCUGCUGCUUUUAGGGACCGGCGAAAGUGGGAAGAGCACGUUCAUCAAACAGAUGAGGAUCAUUCACGGCAGCGGAUACAGCGAAUCAGAAAGGAAAGGCUUCAUCCGCCUGGUGUUUCUGAACAUCUUCACCGGCAUCCAGGCGCUGAUUGAAGCCAUGAAGAACCUGCACAUCGACUACGUCGACAACCGGAACAUUACCCACGCAGAGAGGCUGCGCCAAGUGGACACGGAGAACUUGUGCGCUUUAGAGGCCUGGCAGGCUGACGCAAUUAAGAAAGUGUGGAGUGACCACGGUGUUCAAAGUUGCUACGAGCGCAGGAGGGAAUUCCAGAUAUCUGACUCUGCCAAAUAUUACCUGAGUGACAUGGACAGAAUCUCGGCGCCAUGUUACAUCCCCACUCUGCAGGACAUCCUGAGGGUCAGGGUUCCCACCACAGGCAUCAUAGAGUACCCGUUCGACCUUUCCAAAAUGAUCUUCAGGAUGGUGGAUGUUGGUGGUCAGCGUUCUGAAAGGAAAAAGUGGAUCCACUGCUUCGAAAACGUCACCUCCAUCAUCUUUCUGGCAGCGCUCAACGAGUACGAUCAGGUCCUUUUCGAGAACGAGACGGACAAUCGACUGAAGGAGAGUCUCGCCUUGUUCCAGACCAUCCUCUCGUACUCGUGGUUCCAGCAGGCUUCUACUAUCCUGUUCCUGAACAAAACAGACUUGCUAGAGGAGAAAAUCAAGGGGUCUCACUUGAGGACGUACUUCCCAGAAUUUAGCGGACCUCAGGGCAAUGCUGACGCGGCAAAAAAGUUCAUCUUGGACAUGUACGUGGAGAAGCACAGCGGGCACCAGAAGCCGCUCUACACGCACUACACCUGCGCCACGGACACGGAGAACAUCCGCGUCGUCUUCAAGGCCGUGAAGGACACGCUUUUCAGGGACAACCUGGAGCAGUUCAACCUCGAAUAAGCCCGGUCACGCGUAGAGCAGCGCGAUGGUUUCACAUUCGUGAACAGGAAAACUGGUUACACUUGACUUUUCCUCUGGUAUGCGAUGUGACGGUAAAAACUUGUAUUUAUCUCUGCGCAUCACGAGCAGGUAAAACCUGCUCUGCUGAUCCAGAAGUGAAACGACUGUAGUUUCAUUUACAUUCACACCAGGGUUUAAUACCAUACGUUUGACAGACACUGACAAAUUCUCAUCAGACUGGUUUGAUUAAGCCAGCAAACAAUGUGACCUGCCCUGCGUUACAGCUCCAGCAGCAGAGGAAACGAGGAAGACGUUGCCCGGAAGUCAUUUUUUUCCAACUACAAUAAUGUCGUUUUAUUUCUUCAUGAGAUUUUUCUUUCUUUUUUGUCACAAUGGCGAGAAUAGUAUUUUCAUAAAAAUAUAUAAAAACUGAAAGAAA